CGCCGCCCGGGGAGCGGCGCUGCGGCCCCGCGGCGCUGAGGGGCGGCCUCGCCUCUGCGCCCGCUCGGCGGCCGGCCCCGGGGCGGGGGCAGAGCCCUGCGCCGCGCCGAGCAUGCGAGUGCCGCCGGGGCGGGCUGCAGCGGCCGGGGGGCGUCUGCGGCGGCCAGCGGAGCCGGAGCCGGAGCCGGGGGAGGCGGCGGAGCCAUGCUGCUGGCCUCGGCCGUGGUGGUGUGGGAAUGGCUGAACGAGCACGGGCGGUGGCGGCCCUACAGCCCGGCCGUCAGCCACCACAUCGAGGCGGUGGCCCGCGCCGGGCCGCGAGCGGGCGGCAGCGUGGUGCUGGGCCAAGCCGACAGCCGCCUGGCGCCCUACAUCAUCGACCUGCAGUCCAUGCACCAGUUCCGCCAGGACACCGGCACUAUCCGUCCUGUCCGGCGCAGCUACUAUGACCCAUCAUCAGCACCAGGCAAGGGAGUCGUGUGGGAGUGGGAGAACGACAGUGGGUCCUGGACACCGUACGACAUGGAUGUGGGCAUCACCAUCCAGCGCGCCUAUGAGAAGCAGCACCCCUGGGUGGACCUAAGUGCCAUUGGCUUCUGCUACGUCAUCGAUUUUGCCACCAUGGGCCAGAUCAACCGUCAGACCCAGCGCAAGCGACGCGUCCGUCGUCGCCUUGACAUGGUCUACCCCCUGGUCUCAGGCACCCUGCCCAAGUCACAGUCCUGGCCAGCCAGCCCUGGGGCAGCGGCAGCCCCCCCGGUCCCUGCCUGCGCCUGUCCCCAGUGCCUCCUGGUCAUGAGCGUCAAAGCCACUGUGUCAGCCGCUGGUCCCGGCACUGCCACCCUGCAGUCCCGCAAAGCCCCUGCUGUGCCACCUGCUGCCCCCAAAGCCCCAGCGCCGGCCCCAGGGACCAAGGCGCCCGACAGUAUGGCCGCAGUGCGUGGCUCGCUGAAGCCACUGGCAGCCCAAGGGAGCCGGCGUCAGGCAGCCAGCACGCCCGCCUUGAGCUCAGCCAGCUCCAACGCCAGCCCCCCCGGCACCGGCAGUGGCAAGGCAUCCCGUCCUGGCCUUGGCACCCUGAACCGCAACCACCUCCAGCGCCUGGCCAUUGCCCAGUCCCGGGUGCUCAUCGCCUCUGGAGUCCCCACCGUCCCCGUGAAGAACCUCACUGGCUCCAGUCCCGUCAACCCAGCGCUGGCAGGGAUCACAGGGAUCCUAAUGAGUGCAGCUGGGCUGCCCGUCUGCCUGACACGGCCCCCCAAGCUGGUGCUGCACCCCCCACCAGUCAGCAAAAGCGAGAUCCAGUCCAUCCCCGGCAUCUCCCACACCUGCCGCAAGACCACCAAGAAACAGGCCAAGAAGGGCAAAACCCCGGAGGAGGUACUGAAAAAAUACCUGCAGAAGGUGCGGCAUCCACCGGAUGAGGACUGCACCAUCUGCAUGGAACGCCUCUCUGCACCCUCCGGCUACAAGGGACCCCAGCCGGCCAUCAAGCCCGACCUGGUGGGGAAGCUGGUGAAAUGCGGCCACGUCUUCCACCUCCACUGCCUGGUCGCUAUGUACAACAAUGGCAACAAGGAUGGGAGCCUCCAGUGUCCCACCUGCAAAACCAUCUAUGGGGUGAAGACGGGGACACAGCCCCCGGGAAAGAUGGAGUAUCACAUCAUCCCUCAUGCGCUGCCUGGCCACUCUGACUGCAAAACCAUCCGCAUCAUCUACAACAUCCCCCCAGGGGUGCAGGGACCGGAGCAUCCAAACCCCGGGAAGAGCUUCACUGCCCGCGGCUUCCCCCGGCACUGCUACCUGCCAGACAGCGAGAAGGGCAGAAAGGUACUGAAAUUGCUGCUGGUAGCCUGGGAUCGGCGCUUGAUCUUCGCCAUCGGGACUUCAAGCACCACAGGCGAGUCAGACACGGUGAUCUGGAACGAGAUCCACCACAAGACAGAGUUUGGCUCCAACCUCACUGGCCACGGCUACCCUGACAUCAACUACCUGGACAAUGUCCUCGCUGAGCUCGCGGCCCAGGGCAUCACGGAGGAGAGCCUGGCACAGGAGAAGGACUGAGACCACGUCAGGGAGGCAAGGGAAGGGGCACCCAUGUCCUCGCCCACAAGGAUAAAGCUGCUGGAGAAACCUGUCUGGGGAGGGCUUUGCAGGGGACACCUGGGGCUCCCUGCUCCCGGUGGCACCCACCCAGCGGGAGCAUCUCCAGUCUGGGGACGCGGGAGAAGGUCCUUUUGACCAGCCCCUUCACUCCCCUGGGAAGGGAGCCUCCCCCCACAGAGCCGCGGGGCUUCACGCCGGCUUGGCGCUUCUGUCUGGCCAGUGUCCUAUCCCUGCUGCUGCCACGCUGAGGGCUUGGGGGGUGCCAGGCUGCCCCUCCCUCCGCAUCCGUCCCACGGUCCCAGCCUGGCCCGGUGCCCCUGACACCCACCUGUGGCUGGGACCUGGCCUGGGGUGGGAGGGGGGGGAUCGUGGGAGUCCCCCUCGCUCUGCCUUGUCCCUCAGCCAUUUAUUCGUUUGUUUGUCUUGUCCGGUACCUCCCCACUGGUCUCCUGUGUCCAUGGAGGCUGGGGGUGGGGGCACGGUCUGCCUCAGCUGGCCCCCCAGUCCCGUGCGCCCUUCUCCUCCUGGCUAUGUCUGAGCUGUGCCCUGCAGGGUCCCCUUAUCUGGGCUGCCCCCGCCCCAGCCGGGUAGGGGGCUGUGGGUGGUAGAAAGUUGGGGCGGGGGGGGACAUGUUUACUGGCCUGUCUCCCCCCUGCCCCAUAGUGGGUUCCUUGAACUGUUCGUAUGGGGGCGUCCCCGCGUUGAAUUUUUAUAUACCUCGUGUUUUGGGGUUUUGUCGUAUAUAUGUACAUAUAGGUGGUGGCGUUCUGGGAGGUGGCCUGGGGGCUGGGAGAAUGGGAUGCUGCGGCUGGACUGGGGACUGCAGUGGCGCUCGGGGAGGAGACGCAACAGGGGCAGUGCCGUUCCCCUACUCUGGGGACCCCUCCCAGCCCCAAAGGGGUCAGUGCCUCACAGUGGGGCUGUCACCUGUGGGUCCCUGGGGGGCCAGACACAGGUGUGGUGGGCUCCGUUCCCCUUCCUGCUGCGUGCCAGCACCAUCCGCAGAGGUCCCUUGUGGGGCUGGGAGGAGGCUGCUGCUGGCGGUGGGUUGGCACAGCAGUUCUGGGCUGGGGCGGGGGGGUUGGCAUGGGGAAGGGAGUGUGGGUGAUGGGGGCAGGGGAGGGGUUGUUGCAUGGCAUCUUGGGUCCCUGCCAGCCCCCAGGGGACUUCACAGAGGCCCUUUCAGACCCUCUUGUGAUGAGGUGCCGGGCAGGUGGCCACGGCCUUGGGGGCUGCCCUGGGGGCUGGCUGUGCUCAUGCCCCUGUCCCAUAGGACCCCCAGCAUUGGAGAGUGGAAUCAGGGGCAGCACCUGCUGCUGCCUAGGCUGCCCCUAGCCCCGCACUGGUGCUCCCUGGGGGACUGUGGCCUCCCAGCCUGUUUUGUUGCAUUCCCCUCCUGUUUUCCUGGGGGGGUCACCUCGCCCUCUGUCCCAGGGGACGGUGGUGUGGGAGGGGGACCUGUCCUGCUGUGCACGGUUCUGUUGUCGUCGCUGUUUUUCCUCUCCCUAGCCCGGGGACGCAUGGCCCCCAGCUGGCUGCCCCAUGGGGAGGGGGGGUCAAUAAAGCGGAUGGCAGGGGACGCUUGCUGUCCCUGCACG
This is a messenger RNA of Chroicocephalus ridibundus (black-headed gull), 3704 nucleotides long. It is a transcript of the gene DTX4, whose product is annotated as deltex E3 ubiquitin ligase 4. Gene Ontology annotation, molecular function: ubiquitin protein ligase activity; zinc ion binding. Gene Ontology annotation, cellular component: nucleoplasm. The coding region runs from base 205 to 2064 and encodes 619 amino acids. Gene Ontology annotation, biological process: protein ubiquitination; Notch signaling pathway. NCBI's taxonomy places the organism in Eukaryota, Metazoa, Chordata, Aves, Charadriiformes, Laridae. The transcript is spliced from 9 exons. The record is from RefSeq and is a predicted model, not a curated record.